AUGAGUGGAAAUGGCUUUACUAGAAGGAACGGUAAUACGAUGAUUCCAAGGUUUCUAAAUGAUUCAGACGAAGAGAAUUCCGUGCAUCUUCAUCAUGUUAUAGGCAAAGCACAACCAUUAAGAUCGUCUCCAAAGUAUAGAAAUACCACUACAACUUUACCUAAUAAGUCCACAAGAAUAAACAACACAUCUGGAACCCAUUAUAGUAACCGAUUUGAUAUACCAUCGCGGCAAUAUGAUAUUGAUCAAGAGAUUUCAGAUGCUCUAUAUCGAGACAAUAUUGGCGGAGAGACGAUUGCACCAAUUGACGAACAAGAGUUGAAUGAGUCGUAUAAAAUGUUUUUGAAUGGCGAAAUUGAUUCAGACUAUAUAGAGGAUGAAGAUGACGACUACAAUUUAGAAGCUGAAGAUUACGAUUUAACUGAUGAAGAUACUUAUAAUGAAGAAUUAAGUGAAUACAAUAGUCCAAGUGAAGAUGAUGAAAUUGCGCACGAGGUAAAUGGUCUAGAAGAUAUCAGAACAUACCAGAAAAAGAGUGGAAGCUUGAACAAAGCGACUCAUUCAUUUGAAACUACAAAGCUGAACAGAUUUAACAAGGCAAGAGCGCCAAAGGAAAAUGAGAUAUAUGAAGAAAAACCAGAGAGGGAACUUCAGAACCAGGGGAAAUUGAAUAUAGACGAGGAUGAAAGUUCUCGACAUUUGCCUCAGCAAAAAAACGGACGCAUCAAAAAGUGGCUAAUCUAUAUACUUAUAGGAUCAAUAUCUUUUUUGCUAACGCUUUACUUACUGAUAUUUGCUCGCGAUGUUUAUCCACGCCAAGAUUCAAAAUAUACAGAUACUGCUCUCAACGAAAGGUUGAAUCAAUUGACAACUCUCAUAGAGAGCUACCACUAUAGCACACUAGAGAAGUUUGAUAAAUUGGAUUCGCAAUUAUCUUACUUGGAAGAAAAAACAAGAUUAAACUCAGAUCAAGCAGUUGCAUUGAGUAAUGGUCAAGUGCAAGUGAGUCCCGAAUUCCACCAGUUUCUUACCAAUUUUGUCGACUCUUAUCGAAGCAGCAGCAGCAGCAGUAUUAGUAAUGGUGGUAGUGGGAAUGGUAGUAGCAGCAGCAACAACAACGAUGAUAGUGAUGAAAAAGAUAAAUACCUCCUAUUAGAUGAAAGAUUACGCAAACUCGAAAGUCUCAGUGAUUUCCAGAGCCUCAAGCAACAUGUCAACAUGGCUAUUGAAGAUGUUGCCAACACGAUUAAAGUGGAUGUUCAAUCCAGCAUUGAUGAGAUUUUUGAUGGUAUUACAAUAAUCAAUGAUACGCUUGUGCCUCAGCAUGCCACUACUUCGCAAAUUUGGGUGAAUUCAAUGGUUGAUCUUAUUUCAAAGUGUUCAAAGCACAAAAACUAUGCCGAGUUUACCAAUGGUGCAAGGAUAUUGGGGUUUUUAACGUCUAAACCAGAGCUGGAAAAGAGUUGGUUUUUCCAAGCUCUUUUGCCAGGUGGUGCUAGUCAUGAUUUCUUAACUGAUCCGCAUAACGCUAAUCAUGUGAUACUUGAUGACGACAUUGUGUGGGCCGGGGGCGAUGAACUUGGAAUAAGAUUGAGUUCAUCAAUCAUCCCCACUGACAUAUUGAUUGAGUGCGGAGACAUACCUCAAGAAACUCAAGUCUCUAUUGGAUUCAAGCCAGAUUCCAAGGCAGGCUUUGACAAGUUAAGAUUUGAAACUAUGGCAAGUAGUAGCAAUAAAUAUGCAUCAAAGUACAAACUGCUAAAGACCAACAAGCUUUAUGCGUCAAGCAUCAAUCAUAUAAAGUUACCUGUACGGUUCAUCAAUAGUCAAGUCACCGGCAGGAGCUUGUAUUUCAAAUUUGACAAACAUGUCAAUAUUCUGAGUAUCAAAGUAUACGGGAUCACCGAUUUGGAUGCAACAAAUUUUAAGAGCAGGUUGGAAAUGUUGGUGGACAAGUUUCAUGAAGAUGAGACCGUGUCAGCCGUGCAACCACAGCAGGAGCCACAACAGAAACAAAUACAGCACCAAAACCAAAGGAGCAACAAACUAGAUGGAAAUGAAAUGAGAGACAAAGUUUUACUGGAAGAAGUCUAUGAUAUUAAUGAGGAUUUGUACUUGUAG
Lodderomyces elongisporus is the source of this 2121-nucleotide messenger RNA. RefSeq lists its product as uncharacterized. Bases 1 to 2121 code for a protein of 706 amino acids. The record is from RefSeq and is a predicted model, not a curated record. The transcript has a single exon. Lineage: Eukaryota; Fungi; Ascomycota; Pichiomycetes; Serinales; Debaryomycetaceae.